UUUCCAUUCAUCCAUUUUCUCUCUUUCUCAACCAAAGGCUGCAAUGACUUCCGCCACCAAAGAAGUAGCCAUAGAGCUUCUUCCUUUGAUCCGGGUCUACAAGGACGGCUCAGUGGAACGCCUCGAAGACACACCGAUUGUUCCACCAUCACCUGAUCAAGAUCCAGAAACUGGAGUUUCAUCCAAAGACGUAACCAUUUCAGAGGACCCUUCCAUCUCAGCUCGCCUUUACCUUCCACAACUCACUUCCCACAACCAAAACCAAAAGUUCCCCAUCUUGGUCUACUUUCACGGUGGUGGCUUUUGCGUUGAAUCCGCCUUCUCAAGCCUCUAUCACUGCUACCUCGGCAACUUAGUCUCCCAAAUCAAUGUAGCCGUUGUCUCGGUUGAGUACAGACUUGCACCAGAGCACCCUCUUCCAGCUGCUUAUGAAGACUGCUGGGCUGCACUUCAAUGGGUUGCCUCUCAAUCAGCUGGUAAUGAUAAAGAUCCAUGGUUAACCAAUAGGGGUGACUUUGAAAGAAUUUUUAUAGGGGGUGAUAGUGCUGGUGGCAAUAUAGUACAUAAUAUAGCUAUGAGAGCUGGGGUUGAGAGCUUGCCUUGUGGUGUUAAAGUUUUAGGUGCUUAUGUUGUCCAUCCUUAUUUUUGGGGUUCUAAGCCAAUUGGCUCAGAGUCUAAGGAAGUACACGAGAAGAGCUUGCCAAGUUUAGUUUGGAACUUUGUGUAUCCCUCAGUAACUGGUGGUGUUGACAAUCCAAUGAUCAAUCCAGAAGGGCCAGGUGCACCGAGCUUGGCUGGGCUUGGGUGUGAUCGGUUGCUUGUGUGUGUGGCUGGGAAGGAUUUGUUAAGGGAUAGAGGUGUUUGGUAUGUUGAUAUGGUGAGGAAGAGUGGGUGGAAAGGCGAAAUAGAAUUGUUUGAAGUAGAGGGUGAAGACCAUGUUUUCCAUAUGUUAAAAAUUGAGACUGAGAAUGCUAAGGCUAUGGCCAAACGCUUGGCUUCUUUUAUCUUCAAGUAAAA
Quercus lobata is the source of this 1017-nucleotide messenger RNA. RefSeq names its product 2-hydroxyisoflavanone dehydratase-like. The transcript is spliced from 2 exons. Gene Ontology annotation, molecular function: hydrolase activity. Bases 44 to 1015 code for a protein of 323 amino acids. Lineage: Eukaryota; Viridiplantae; Streptophyta; Magnoliopsida; Fagales; Fagaceae. The record is from RefSeq and is a predicted model, not a curated record.